Molecule: messenger RNA, 4046 nt
Organism: Monopterus albus (swamp eel)
Lineage: Eukaryota; Metazoa; Chordata; Actinopteri; Synbranchiformes; Synbranchidae
Gene: prdm4
Product: PR domain containing 4
Exons: 16
Coding region: 142-3369 (1075 amino acids)
Biological process (GO): regulation of gene expression
Cellular component (GO): nucleus
Molecular function (GO): protein binding; DNA-binding transcription factor activity, RNA polymerase II-specific
Source: RefSeq, a predicted model, not a curated record
AUCAGCCAAAUCCUCCACCCCUUACUUGCUAUAGCGCAUGCGCAACAAAGCAGUUUACUAGCAUGGCCCAGUUCAGAAAGAGAAAUAAAUCAACCUGCUGCAGUACACGGUUACUGAUAGACAUCAGUUGUUGAAUUCAGGAUGAAUGACAUGAACCUGAGUCCUGUGGGCAUGGAUCAGCUCAGUGUGCCGUCAGUGAGCGCUAGCCACCUAGGUCUGCCCACGUCCCCCACACACAACCCUAUUCCAACUCCAGGCAUGCCAGUGGCCAUCCCCAGCCUUGGUCCUUCGUUGGGCUCCCUUCCUUCUGCCCUCUCACUGAUGCUCCCCAUGGGUCCACUGAGUGAUAGAGGGGUGAUGUGUGGUCUGCCAGAGAGGAACUAUUCCUUGCCACCUCCUCCAUACCCCCACCUGGAGAGCAGCUACUUUCGUCAUAUAUUGCCAGGUAUCUUGUCCUAUCUGGCAGAUCGCCCACCACCUCAGUACAUUCAUCCCAGCAGCCUUAACAUGGAUGGGACUCUGUCUGUGGCCAGCAACAAUCACUCAGGUCUGGACCCCUACAGUGGCCCUGGAGGCCCACUGGAGCAGGGCCUUGUGCCCAUGGAUUCCAGACAGGUCAGUGGCCAGGGAGACCUCCACCAAACUGGCGCUCAUGAACUGGACUCUACAGGACUGGCCAUGGAAUCACAUGUCAGCAGCCCCAUGUCCCCUGACAGGAUGGGAGAGGAGCUGGCCACUAUGGAUGGAGUUGGUGUGGUGGCAGUGUCUGACACCCAGCAGCAGCUUGGUGGGGGAAGACAGCCUCAGCCUCAUGAGGGCCUGACUGGUGUGGACUCAUCUGGUGGGGUGAUGCCCCUCCAUGGAACCCCGGUGCUUGAACUCCCAGUGGUGAUGGAGCCGGAUCAUAUGGGAGGUCGGGUGGGAAAUGCAGGGGGAGGAGGAGCAGGAGGACUUGGGGAGCAGCUCCACCCGAAUGGGGAACUGAACUCAGGUGUUGUCAGUGUGGUGCUCACUGGCUCCAUGGCCAGUCAAAGCCAGCUGGAGCCUGUGUCUCUCCAUGGACACUCUGGCAUGGGGCUGGAGGCAGUAAAUGUGUCCCACAUCACUGCAGAGGUGUCACUGGGUCCAGAAAACAAUCUGGUGCUGGUCAACUCCACCCUUCAACUCGAGGAUUCUACCACCAACAAGGAGAAUAUGGUCACUGCUUACACCAUCUGGUGCACACUAUGUGAGCGGUUAUACACCUCGGACUGCCCGGAGCACGGCCCUGUCACCUUCAUCCCUGACACACCCAUCCAAAGUCGUGCUCGCCUCUCUCUGCCACGUCCAUUGUGCUUGCGCAUCUCAGUGGCUGAUGAACCACUUGGAGUUUUUGCACGGGACGUUAUUCCUCCAAGGACCUGCUUUGGACCAGUGGUGGGCCAACACUGUAGAAAUGUGGACAUUUCUGAUUGGCCAGAAAAGGGCACACCUCAGAUAUGGAAGAUGUACCACAACAAUGUGCUGGAGUUCUACAUUGUUACAACAGAUGAGAAUGAAUGCAAUUGGAUGAUGUUUGUCCACAAGGCAAGGACUCGGGAAGAGCAGAACCUGGUGGCGUACCCUGCCAAUGGUAAACUCUUUUUCUGUACAACCACAGAGAUUCACCCAGACCAGGAGCUGCUCUUUUAUUAUAGCCGAGACUACUGUAGGCUGAUGGGUGCUCCUCAGGUGCCCGAAGGUCAGAUCUGCCAGUGUGGCAAAGAGUGCUCUUCCUUCUCUGAGCUCAAGUCUCAUCUUAGCAGCCAUAACACCACCCACAGCCACAGCCCAUCACAGCAGGACCACUCUCAGCAACAACAAGCACCACCACCGCAGCAGCAGCAGCAGCAGCAACAAGGGCAACAACAACAACAACAGCAACAGCAACACACUCACCUUAAAAGAUCACACAAAAUUUUAUUUUUAGGAGUUUUUGCACGGGACGUUAUUCCUCCAAGGACCUGCUUUGGACCAGUGGUGGGCCAACACUGUAGAAAUGUGGACAUUUCUGAUUGGCCAGAAAAGGGCACACCUCAGAUAUGGAAGAUGUACCACAACAAUGUGCUGGAGUUCUACAUUGUUACAACAGAUGAGAAUGAAUGCAAUUGGAUGAUGUUUGUCCACAAGGCAAGGACUCGGGAAGAGCAGAACCUGGUGGCGUACCCUGCCAAUGGUAAACUCUUUUUCUGUACAACCACAGAGAUUCACCCAGACCAGGAGCUGCUCUUUUAUUAUAGCCGAGACUACUGUAGGCUGAUGGGUGCUCCUCAGGUGCCCGAAGGUCAGAUCUGCCAGUGUGGCAAAGAGUGCUCUUCCUUCUCUGAGCUCAAGUCUCAUCUUAGCAGCCAUAACACCACCCACAGCCACAGCCCAUCACAGCAGGACCACUCUCAGCAACAACAAGCACCACCACCGCAGCAGCAGCAGCAGCAGCAACAAGGGCAACAACAACAACAACAGCAACAGCAACACACUCACCAAGAUGAGAAGCUGACCAAUGGGACGUCCAGCUCCUCCUCUUCACCAUGGCCCUGCCAUGUCCACACUGUAGGACCAAUAAGCAAUGACAACAGCGCCAGCAAUAAUAGAAACCCUAAUAAUGUUUCCACCAAAGCAAAAGGUCAGGGCCAUGUGCGGGAAAAGAAAUUCAAGUGCAGCAUGUGUUCUCGGGCUUUCAUUACAUCCACUAAGCUCAAUGUGCACUUCAUGGGGCAUGUGGGGAUGAAACCUCACAAGUGUGAAUAUUGCAGUAAGGCCUUCAGUGAUCCCAGCAACCUUAGGAUGCAUCUCAAGAUUCACACAGGUCAGAAGAACUAUAGAUGCACAGUUUGUGAGAAGUCAUUCACACAGAAGUCUCAUGUGGAGUCACAUAUGCUCAUCCACACUGGUGCAGAAAAACUCAAAUGUGACCUCUGUGACCGGGCAUUCAUCAGAAAACAUGACCUGAAACAACACAUGUUCUCUCACACACAUGAACGCCAGAUACAGUGUCCAAAGUGUAACAAACAUUUCCUCAAGACUAACCAUCUGAAGAAGCAUAUGAACUCUCAUGAUGGCCGCAGAGACUUUGUCUGUGAAAAAUGCCACAAAGCUUUCCUCACCAAAUACCACCUCACCCGUCACCUCAAGAUAUGCAAAGGGCCCAAGAUGGAAAGAAUGUCUCACAAGGAGCCGGAUGUGGAUGAUGAAGAAGAGGAGGAGGAGGAGGAGGAGGAGGAGGAAGAGGAAGAGGAUGACAGCAGGGUAGGAGGAGCAGGAGAGGGACUGGUUGACUCAGCCAAUAGUGAAGACUGUGGUUUAGAUGUUGGGGGAUAUAACUCUGAGAAGUCCUUGUCACCCCCUCAGUGACAACACAGUGUCUCAGAUGUUGUUUAUUUAUAUACUUUAUUAACAUGCUGAUGUUUACCUCUAUUUUAUUUUUUGCCAACUAUCAGUAACUACAGAGUUUAAUUGUAACAUCUUACAUAAUCAGAACAUUUUAAUUGCCACUUUUUACACAAUUAAAAUUAACAUUUUUUUUGUUUCUCACAAGCAUAGCAGUGCUGCUAAAAUUGUUUACACCAUAUAAUAAGUCAACUGAUAAAGAUGUGACUUUUUAUAAAGCUAUUGUCUUUAUUCCUCAUUUUAUGGAGGCCUGUGUAAUAUUAUAAGUUAAUAGAGUUUAUAUAAGCUAUCAUUCAUUACUUAUUCUGAUUUUCCAUGCCUCACUCAAUAAUGGAUUGAAUGCAUGAUAUUAAUUUGUAGUUGCUCAUUGUCAGCUAAAGUUUGUGAUGGCACAUUCUUGCUAUAUAGUCCUGAUGAUCAUAUGUAAUUGCUAAAUAGACUGUAGUUAUGCCAUUUAUUUAUUAAAUGCAUGUUUUUAUUCUUUAAAGUUUCUCUGUGAAUGGAAGUGAUCCCCUUAAACAGAAAUCAGGCUGUUAAUGUGAUAUUCUUUAUUGUUUCACUGUCAACUAAAUGUUUAAAUGAUGUUUGAGCUCCAUCGUGUCUUCUGCAUAAUGUAUUAAUAAAUCCACAUUUACAGCUUU